Exophiala mesophila is the source of this 4292-nucleotide messenger RNA. RefSeq lists its product as uncharacterized. Gene Ontology annotation, cellular component: spindle pole. The transcript has a single exon. Lineage: Eukaryota; Fungi; Ascomycota; Eurotiomycetes; Chaetothyriales; Herpotrichiellaceae. Bases 605 to 3934 code for a protein of 1109 amino acids. Gene Ontology annotation, molecular function: protein binding. Gene Ontology annotation, biological process: spindle organization; establishment of meiotic spindle localization; mitotic cell cycle. The record is from RefSeq and is a predicted model, not a curated record.
UCUGAUGGAAUCUUGAAAAUCAUUCAUGCCUUGACGUGUUGCCGCGAUUCUUCCACCCCCAACGCCAAGACCAACUGUCACUGUCACUUCCAAACGCUCCGAACCAAUCGAACCAAGCGACUUUUUGAGCGUUGCCCUGACAACGGCUAUCACAAACGGGCACCAUCUCUCUUUCUCUCUCUCUCUCUACGGAGUACUACCAUGAAACUUUCCGUUGGAGUCUGGGUCGAUCCGACGUAAUAAUAACGCAUACAUACUCCGUACAUACGACCCAAGCAGUGAAUGCAUCGGAGCAGCGAAUACCGGUGAAGGUGCAAUAGAUUGACGUUUUUAACACCACGCACAUACCCAAAAACUUACCUCAAACCACACCAUACCAUACCAUACCACGCAAGACAACAGACGUCGACAUUGACUUCAUCGUCGUGUCCUCGGAGCAAGUAUCGACCAAACCCUCCCAACAUACGCCCUAACCUGUCCUGUCCUGUCCUAUCCUAUCCUCCAUGCGUUUUUCAAUGCCUCUACAAGAUUCGAUUUGAACAUCUAUUCAUGCACCCAUCCACUGAACAAGACUCCAUCGCCCAUUCCCAUCGAAUCGACAAUAAUGUACCGAACAGUCCUUCCCUCACAUACACCAUGUCCAGUAUCCGGACCCCAGAGCCACAGCCACAAUUGGAGACGAGAUUCAAUCCAGAGUAUUGCCAGUAUUAACGGUGAUGGCGAUUCAACAGCAAACAUUGAAUUCACCAGCGCAUUCAGAAAUUCCUUAACGGGUGUAAAGCCGAGGAGACCGAUACAGAAUACACAGAGACCAACUCGGCAGCGUGUGGGAGGUGGUGUUGGUUCUGGGAUUCCCAUAUUCGAAGAUACGACGGCGGAACAAGCUGAUCUCGAAUCACAGCACAACAACAGAAAUGUUCAUGGGCCGGUUCGGAAUGAUGGUCGACGUGAUCUGAUUUCCAAACCACCUCAGCGGCCGAUCAGGCCGGUCAAGGGAGUGACCUUUGCGACGACUUUUGCAGUGGGACAUGGUUUUCCGUCAGGAGAGACGGAAGUGAAGAGUAAUUUUUCUUUGCCAAAUGAUGGUCUUGCGCGGUUGCCUAGGAGGCCUGUCAGCAAUACAAUGUCUCAACACCAUACUGACCUUAUCCCGGGUAUUCCAGAGGACGAGACUACUGCGAUGACCAAUAUAUCGACGAUUCUGAAACCAGCGCGAAGAGGUACCAUAUAUAUCCCCAACGAUGACACCACCAUGCCUUCCAUGUACAUGGGCAUCUUCUCGCCGAUAAAGGAUCUCGACACGAGAGACCUUGCCAAAAAUACCCAGAGUGAAUGUAACUUUACUGGAAUUGCGGCGCAGAUGAUCAAGAAGAGAGGUCCAAGACGAUCGAUGUUGCCUGGGUCACCUAAACGAGGGCUGAUCAACGUUGCGAUGGACCGUCUCGACGAAUCUGUUGACGUUGUACCACAACCCCGAGUCAAGGCAUUAAGGCGGUCAAUUGUCGCAGCUGAUAUUGCGAAAAAUGCGUCAAUGCGCGAAGAGAGACAGACUGGCGAGAGAAGCAGAGGCCCACGUGCCUCCCCAAUGGGUCUUUCGCCAAAGAGAGGUCCUCUGAAUGCAAUCAGUGCGCCUCUUCAGGCACCUGUGCAGACGGCGGACAAGAUUGGCCAAGGUGAUGGGAAAGAGAAUGUCCCUCCGGGACUCGGCUGCAAGACUGAAGCCAGAGAUAGCAGAAGAUGCUCGAUCAUAAAACGAACAACUGUUGAGAAGCCCAUUAUGGACAUUUCAGCCCCGUCCAGGGACCAUGGUCGAUUCAUGCAUAACCCAAACGCUUCGACAAUUUCCAGAUGCUAUGGCUCUACAGCCAGCUCCACAAACGAGACGACGGCAGAUAACGGCAGAUCGAAAGUGAGAUCGAAGCCGAUAUGGAACUCAGGCCUCCGACCCGUCACAGCACAGAAUGCCAUGAGGCCAAAGCAGAGUCCGCCGCGGAUAUCUGAGCAAGUCAACCACGAACCCAACCAGAAGAAACCUCCAGUUCCAACAAGAUUUGUGAUGCCAACGAUCAAGCAAGAGAUAACCUUUGACGAAUAUCCGCUCCUGGCCGAAGACAUUGUCACGCCAUCGUUAUACGAAGACAACUGGUUAGGACAUCAGGAAAUCGCCAUAACGCAGUUGAUCAACAACCUGUUUGGAGCGUCUUCGCCCGAAGCUGGAACAUGUGACGAAGAGAUGCUCAGAAUUCGACUUCUCGACAUGUAUGGAGAUGUGGAGAACGCAACCUUGUACAAGCGACUUCAAGGGGCUUUGUUAUAUGGUGCACUCAGUGUGUCAUCCGAGAAUCUAAAAUCUUCGUCAAGACUGUACUCGGAUCUGGGAAGACGCAGGGCGUUUAACGACUUGUGGCUCGAUACUUAUGACCUGAGCUGUUUACGAGCGGGACUAGAAGUGGUGAUAGGGCGACGCUGUAUCCGUACUAGUCGGGAUUCAUCUUCGUCGCGGAGGAGCAGCAACGACGGUGAAAAGGCCCAGAGAAGAAUACUGCAGCGGUUCAUCGAGACCUUUCUCAUACGAAACGAGGACGGCCGACCAGAAGUAAACUCGAGCGACAACAACUCUUGGUCUUACCAUCGAACCAUUCUCCGCAGCUUGAUGUUGAUCAAUGUCCUUGACUCUAUCAAGUCACGCGAAUCACAGCUUUUCAGCGGCUGCUUAUUUCAAAGCGCCUCUCCCUACAAGACGUCAUCUGAGGUUGUGAUAGCCUUAUUCCAGAUGCUGAACCCCAGUGCAGGAGAUCCAUUGCGAGCGCUCAGCCACAUUAGCUUUGCUGUGCACCACUCUCAGUACCCGCUCGAAGAAUACGUGUACCCAAUUGACAAUAUUGCAGUUGAUCUGAGAGAUGGUGUACGGCUGACAAGAUUGGUGGAGAUUUUAUUGUAUCCGUCUGCGUCACGACUUGAUGAACAUCGCCAGGACCCGAACUCGACGACAACGGUUGUCUUACCUUCUGGAGAGUCGUUAUCUUUGACCGAAGGUCAACGCGACUGGCCCUUGUCCCAGCACCUCAAAUUUCCAUGCGUUGGACGAGCAACCAAGUUGUACAAUGUGCAAAUUGCACUUAGCGCCUUGCAGGGAGUCAAGGGAGUGAGUGACCUUGUACACGAUAUCAAAGCAGGUGACCUGGUUGACGGAUUCCGCGAGAAGACAGUCAGGCUGCUUUGGGGGCUCACCAGUAAAUGGGGUCUGGGUGGCCUAGUGAACUGGAAAGACGUGGAGAGAGAGAUCAAGCGAUUGUGUCGAACGGAAAAUGUAAAGGUCGAUGGGGAACUCUUGGACCAGUUGGACGAGGAAGAAGGGUACGCAAGAUACAAGAUUAUGCUCCAAAUUUGGGCACAAGCGAUCGGCAGCAGCAGGGGUAUCUCGGUCGUGAAUCUGACGACGAGCUUUGCUGACGGACGGGUCUUUCAAGCCAUCGUGGAUGAGUACGAGCCACACUUGGCGAGCAAUGGCAAGGGGUCUGCCACGAUGAAGCUCUCGGAUCGGCUGAAACGUCUCGGAUGCAGCGAUGAAUUUGGACGCUUAUUUUCGCAGACCGAGACAUUGGCCCAGGGUGGGCACGUGUUUGAUCGUGACUUUGUGAUCGCAGCAUUGGCCUUUCUGAGCUCGAGAUUGCUUGGACCAUCCCAGACAGGGAGAGCGGUGAUGACGAUCCAACGAGCAUGGCGAGCCCACUUGAGCCGGGUGACAGCUGCACGAAAGCGACAACUCAAGCAGGUGGCAGAAGGAUGUGCAAGGGUGAUUCAGAUCAAGGGACAAGGGUUUGCAAGGGGCGAUGGUAGCAUGGGUAGCGAGGCUGAAAUUGGGUGUAACGAGAGAGUGCCUGCAUGGACGAGUCAGCCGCCUGAAGUGGAAGACAUCUGGUUGGAUUUGUGAAUGGGAUUGGAAGAUGAUGGUGUCCGAUAUGCUUGGUCUGGAUGUGGGACAAUUGGCCAAAAGACUGUAGCACACACGUAUUUUAGGACUCACCAAAAGGGGACAAUGUCAAUAACUUUCGUGGUAUCUUGGCGAUAGCCGGAUAGAGGUGCACACAGGUGACAUGAACAAUUCCGAGGGUCGAGGCACAUGGAUAGGGAAAUUGGCAAAGGGAGAGAAGAAGAUGGUCAAAGAUGAAGAUGGAGUCACGGGGGAGUUGAGAGGAGAUGAAGCUUUGGACAUUUUGACAGGGGCACUUGCUGGAUUGGGGAAAGGCGUGCCUGCCAAAAGUACCUAUGAAUGCAUUGGAUCUGGAGGA